AUUAAGGAUGAUGGACGAUUUAGAUGCUUGCAGAUCAUUUCCCUGGGGUCGUCUAACGUUUGAGGAUGCAAUAAAGGAGAUUAAGCACGUGAUGAACCAUCUGAAGGGUGAAGUGAAAGAGGCAUGCGCCUUUCCUGGUUUCAUCAUCCCUUUAGAGGUAAAGCAUAUAGUUUAGAAAAAUUUUAAUUGUUUUAUAAUUCAAAUUUGACACUGUGACAAUGGAUUUUCUAGGUUCUGGCUUUUGAGUGUAUUCCGGAUCUGGGGAAGACGUUUAGAAUCUAUUCAGAGGACGCCAGUGAAGAAUGUCCAAGGAUGUGUAAGAGCCGGUUUACAAAGUCCAGUCUUAGGGGUUAAGCACGUGAUGAACCAUCUGAAGGGUGAAGUGAAAGAGGCAUGCGCCUUUCCUGGUUUCAUCAUCCCUUUAGAGGUUCUGGCUUUUGAGUGUAUUCCGGAUCUGGGGAAGACGUUUAGAAUCUAUUCAGAGGACGCCAGUGAAGAAUGUCCAAGGAUGUGUAAGAGCCGGUUUACAAAGUCCAGUCUUAGGGGUUAUCCUUUGGAAGACAUAUAUGCUGCUGUUGGAGAAACAAAGGUUAUCAACAGUGUCUUAGUUCCAACUAUUGGUGAGCAAAUUAUGCUGGCUCGUAUCAUUGAUGAGGAGCGAGAGUAUGACCGUCAGGGCAGCCCAAGUGAUACUUGGAACUACUGGUUAAAUGUGAAGCAGAAGAAUAUUUGGUGGGAAGAGCUAUAUGAGUUGGAUCAAGCUGCACGAGGAGUGUUGCCAAAAAAGAAAGACAAAGAGAAGGUGACGUUUGCAGAAGGAUCAUCCUCUAAUUCUGGAUUAGAUUCGAGGUUGCAAGGUCUGGAAGAGAGGAUUUUGGAGUUCAUGGGAGAAAGAUUUGUUGGACUUCACGUCACGGUGGAGACAAUGUUAGAGGCUCAAAGCUCAAGGAUGAGUGUUCUUGAAAAGAACCAGCGGCUUUUGAGAAGAAGGGCUAAGAAAAUAGAAGACAGGCUAACUUCUAUUGAGAGUAAAGUGGAGCCGAGUCAUGGUGAAGACAUGGAUUUUCGACAGUGGGACAAUGAUACAUAUGAAGAGAAGGACAAAGCUUGUUCUGAGAAGGAGAAAGCUAAUGCUGAGCACGAGGCUGGAAAAGAAAAGGAUAACAUCGAGAAUACUGAGGAAGAGGGUGAGAAAGAGGCUGAUGACAAUGCUCAGCAAGAGGGUGAGAAAGAGAAGGAAAAUAGUGAGGCUGAUGAGGAAGAAGACAGUGAGAGUGAAAGUGAAGAGUUGAAGCAAAUGAAGGAGAGAAGUAGAAGACAAGCUGCUAAAUUGUGGAAGGAAAUUGCGAAUGAGGAAAAGAUUGGAGGGAAACAUAUUAAGGAUGAUGGACGAUUUAGAUGCUUGCAGAUCAUUUCCCUGGGGUCGUCUAACGUUUGAGGAUGCAAUAAAGGAGAUUAAGCA
Brassica rapa (field mustard) is the source of this 1462-nucleotide messenger RNA. RefSeq lists its product as uncharacterized. NCBI's taxonomy places the organism in Eukaryota, Viridiplantae, Streptophyta, Magnoliopsida, Brassicales, Brassicaceae. The record is from RefSeq and is a predicted model, not a curated record.